GGGCGGACCCAGCGUACGACGCCAUCUUUAUGACGGCCUCUGACGGGAGCUGUCAGCUGUUUCAGUGUGCCACCAUUGUUGUCGGUAGUGAUCUUGACACUCCAACUGGACUUGCUGUUCAACCGUAUAUAGGUCGCAUCUUCUGGUCGGACGGCCGUCUGCUGGAAUCUGCCCUUCUGGAUGGAAGUAACCGGACAUUGUUGAGGAAUGACCUUGUGCGGCCGAAGGGGAUGUGUAUCGACUACCGCACCAACAGACUGUAUUGGAUUGAGCAGGAUGUCUCCGAGAGUGUGAUACGAUCAACCACCCUAGAAGGAGGGGAUCAAGAAGUUGCAGUUCGACGGCCGGACAGUCAGCUCUUUGACCUAGACAUAUACCAGGGCUGGAUUGUCACGACGGAUGAACAACGUGGAGUCAUCGCCAUUUACGACGUUGCUCGCAACAGGUCGCAGGAGAAGGCGUGGGGAGGGAAGCCGCUCGGUAUCGUCAUUGACGGCAAGGACGUCUCGGGAGAAGUGGUCCCCCAGAACACCAACAACUCUCCCAGCAACAGGGGCGUCAUUCUUCUAGCGACGUCUACCGACAUCUACCGAAUGAAUCGGAACUUCGCUGACGUGAAGGACGAAGAAAACCUCGUCCAUCUUCCCCUACAUCCGCAGAUGAACGUGUACGCCAUGACAGCCAACGCCCACACCGACUACAUCUACUAUUACGAAGAAGCACGAAAAGAAGGGAGAAUCAUGCGUGUGGAGAUGAACCUGAGGCGUGGUAAGAGCGAGGGCCAGUUCACACCGGAACCACUCACCAACGCCGCCGUAAAAGAGGUGUCGGAUUUGUCCAUCGACUGGCUGACCCGAAACUUAUACUGGUCAGACAAGGGCAAUCGGCAAAUCGUGGUGGCCCGUGAAGACGGCCGAUUCCCUGCUGUUGUUGUGGAAGGUCACCUGAAGAUUCCGCGGACUGUUGUGGUGGACCCGAUCAACAUGUUCAUAUUCUGGGGUGACCAGCUGAACAUCGGGCGAAGUGGUCUGGAUGGAACGGAAGUGGAGUACAGCCUGUUCCGAGUUAACCAUCACAACCAUCGAAUAGCAGUGGAUCCGAAAACACGUCGUAUCUACUUCAGCGACACUAUCAUCCUCUGCCACGUCGACUACCUCGGUCAAGGCCAAUCCUGCAGCUCUCGGUUGAACUCUAGGAUACUCGUCAACAGUCUCGCCAUCAUGAACGACUAUAUCAUCUGGUCGGGUAUCAGUGGGGGUGUGUACGCCCAGGAUAAAGACACGUUCGCCUUCGUAGGGCAGAGCUCCAGCCAUAAGCGGUUCCACGGCAUCACCAUAUACCACACGUCGUCACAGCCGCUGUCCCCAAAUAACUGCACACGGAACAAUGGCGGUUGUAAACAAUUAUGUCUGCCCAACUUGACCAAUCAAGGUCGUAGCUGCAAGUGUACUGUCGGGUUCUGGGUACAACAAGAUGGAUCCUGUGUUAAAGCGCAACUGAUGGAGCCCUACCUUGUGUUCCCUGACGAACGCCUCCAAAACAUUUAUCAGGGAUCCCUCAUACUGGACAUGUACGGCGUGUUCCCGCUCCAGUCGCUGUCAAGGGUGAAGGACGUGGCAGUGGACGCUGUCGAGAAGAAGAUAUACUGGACUGACUACCUCGGCGUCAUCAACUGCGCCUACUUCAACGGCACUCAUCAACAUGUCGUCUUUGCUGACAAAAUCGUCAAGCCUGUCAACAUUGCUCUGGACGUGGCGUCGAAGCUGGUGUAUUUGGUAGAUAAUCGGGGGAACAUCGGCGUCGUGCACGUAGUCACCGGCGCGUACCAGGAACUGCUGGGGCGUGAAGUCAUAAAGGCAAAUGACAUAGCAUUGUCUCCAGAACGAGGGUUGAUGUUCAUCUCGGGGCAAACCGAGGUACACAACGGCAGCACCAACGUCACGGAACGUCUGCAGUGUAUCACGAUGUCACACAUGGAUGGCACCGACCUGGAGCAAGUCGCCUUCGGUCUGGGCGAGCCAGGAGGAAUCACUGUAUACAAAGAUCGUGUGAUAUGGGCAGACCGGAAGAACAAGACGCUGGAGGAGGUGAGGAUGGGGUCCUGGAACCACACAGUGUUGGUGGAGAACAUGCAGCAAGCUCCCGUUGACCUCGUGGCUCAUAGGGACUACCUAUACUGGACGGAGACAGGUGUCCGACGUGUUAUGAGGACCCCACUGACAGACCCCAUUGUCAGAGAGAUCUACAAGCCGAGCCAGCGCUUCUUCAACCUGGGUGGGCUGGACGUGGUUUCGGACGAAUUCAAUUACACAUCAGUGUGUCAACGCCAGCACUGCCAAGACACCAGAUUCAGACAACGUACCCGGACGUUGUCUACCAUCUGCAUCCCCACCCCCCGGGGCGCCGUGUGUGACUCGGACCCUGGCGAGAGAUUUGACAGUGCCGCGUGUCACUUUGGGAGGAAGGACUGCAACGACAGGGAGAAAUACAUGGAAAUGACUUUCUGUCGAAUACCCCCUCUGGGCAACGGCACUGUUCGCAACGUCACCGUUGGCUCCUAUGUACCCAACACGUUUAAGAUCCAGGUGAGCUGCAACCCUGGUUUCCGGCUAACGAAAGGCAUCACUACACGCCAUUCAGAGCACGACAUCCCCCUGAAGCACGACGAGAACAUGUGCUUGUCGACCGGCAAGUGGGCGGAAGAAUACGAGUGUCAAUUGGACGUGUCCUACCAGAUAGAUGGAACAUUCUCUCGUGGCUUCGUCAAGCUGUACGUCACAUCCAAGUUUUUGGUUCCUCCCGGGAUACGGACUUUGGACGUGAUCUGCAUUGGGGGUGGGGGCCGGGGGUACUCACACGGGCAGCGUGGUGGUGACGGUGGGGCGUCGAUGUUCGGUGAUCGUCUCAAGGCGUUUGGAGGACGAGGGGGAACGGCGCGGCAUGGCGGUUCCGGCGGUUGGGGGUAUCGCCACCUAGGCGGUCCAGGCGGGGAUAACGGCACGUGCUGGUUCGGCGGAGCGGCUGGACAAAUUAACAGGCAUCCAAAUGCCUGCGUCAUCGGAUCCACGGACUGUCCCUUCUGCGGCGCCGGGGGAUACGGCAACACCACUGACUGCCCCGCCACAGACUGCGUAGUGCUCUCGGGCGCCUGCUCUGGGCCAUGGGCCAUCACUCGGAAAGGUCUGAGCGGGUCCGACUUCGGCGGGGGUGCUGGUAGUCUGUCAGGGGGGAGUGGCGGUGCUGCGGGCUACUCGAGAAGACGCUGGAUGCAGGUGAAGCCAGAACAGAUUGUGACGGUGACGGUCGGUGCAGGGGGCCAGCCGUCCUCAGCGUCCCCUGGUGACGGGAUUGUUGUGGUGGCUUGGGGAGAUAAGAUAGAACACUUCCUUCCAUCAAAUGCUGAUUGGAAGCGAAGAUCAUGCCAUUAUAUGAAUCCAUCUUGUUCGUGCCUGAGAAACAUGGGCACCUACCGACUCAGUAAACCAAAUAGAUAUUUGUAGAUACAUGAACAUAACCUACUUCACCUGCUUUGUGAACAUUAAUUUGUUAAGCGGAUUUUGAAGGUGAAGGUUAGUGAUUGUGACUUUACCUUUAUCUCAGAUGUGUUCAUUCAGUGAGGCUGAUUCAAGUGCCUUGAAAGUGCAUAAUUGUUUCCUCAACUCGCUGUACAGAAUGUGAUGAUCAUUGACUGGAGCAUCCAAAGUCGUUGAAACUAAAUGUUAGUUUACUUGUUGGUCAGCAGUUAACUCCGGUUGAUUUUACGAAACUUGCAACCGUUGAUCACGAAAUGUAGUCACUCUUUUAAUCAGAGCUUCCUGCUUGACGUAUAUGUCAUUUGAAUAUAAAUUAUAUUGCAUCAACCUUUGUUGUAUUGAAUACAUGUAUGUAUGUAGUGAUUGGUGGACCUUGAAGAGGUAACAGUUUCAGUUAGCAUAGAUAUCGUUGUUGUAUUACUGGGAAUGCGUACUGCAUUGCACGGUAUCAUCAAUAAUACAUGUUUUCCUGUUUGGGCACCCUAGAAUAGGUCAUCACCUAUUCGCAUACAAACGGUCAGCGUUUGAAAAUAUUUAGUUUUUUUAUUCACACGUGUUUUAAAGAGUAUUAACGUUUACACUUCUAAGCGAAGGCCUCACUGUUGUUUACUUAAAAAGUAAAGCUAGUAUGAUUUACCAUUUUUUGUGUAGUUUUGGAAAGUAAACAAAAGCAAAUAUGA
Haliotis rubra (blacklip abalone) is the source of this 4213-nucleotide messenger RNA. Its product is annotated as low-density lipoprotein receptor-related protein 6-like. Bases 30 to 3500 code for a protein of 1156 amino acids. Lineage: Eukaryota; Metazoa; Mollusca; Gastropoda; Lepetellida; Haliotidae. The transcript has 21 exons. The record is from RefSeq and is a predicted model, not a curated record.